UGUCACAGUAUCUCAACAAAAGGCAGAAUACGUCAUUCUCACGAGUUGUUUAUAUACUGUGCAGAUCAGCUGUCAGUGUUUAGCACCACUGGCACCGACGUGAUGGCACAUCCCGAGUGGACACGUCUCUUCCCAAAGGACCUUAAACAUGGAGACUGCUGGCGUCUGGAGUUUGAUGAAAGUCUUAAACAUGACUGCCAAAAACCCGGCUGGAAGAAGUGUAUCGUGAGCACCGGUGCAAGGUACAAAUGCACAACGUGUGGAAGAGGCUGGUCUUCUAAUAAAGUGAGGGUUGCCUGCCACAUGCGCCUGUCAAGCGGGCAGGGCGUUGUCAAGGUGAGGCCCUUCUGUCAGAACUGCAAGAAGUGCGGCGACGCUCCAAUGGAGAAGCCAAGCAUCGACUCAGAGAACAUCAAAAUCCUCAUGAAGAAUCUUGUGGAGAAAAUACGAAUAAAAUGCUACAAUGAAGACGUGGGCAAAAGGAGCAAGCCUUUCAGAAGGUUUGAUGGUCAAAGUCCCCAUGAGCCUGCUCAUUGUGAGGCCUGUAUGCAAGGUGUUUGUCCAAGGAGUCAGCCUUUUUAAUAAUAAAAAUAAAAAAGAUGUGCAUAUAAAUAUUUGUGUUUCAGGCUGUAGAGAGUUUUGCUGAUGUUGUAUGCCUAAGCUUAUAUUGAAUAAGCAUCAGUUGACUUUGAAUAAGCACCAGUUGACUUCACCUCCUGUCAUUCUGUUACAUUGUGUUGCUUCCAUCAUUUUCAUAUGAUAAUACAGUGAAUAUAAGUUUUUAAUGAUUAUUCCUUCUUGUAUUUUCUUAUUUUUUGUAUCUGCUCAAAAGCAUUAACCCUGCCUUCUUAAA
Molecule: messenger RNA, 853 nt
Organism: Cyclopterus lumpus (lumpfish)
Lineage: Eukaryota; Metazoa; Chordata; Actinopteri; Perciformes; Cyclopteridae
Product: receptor-transporting protein 3-like
Biological process (GO): protein targeting to membrane; protein insertion into membrane
Molecular function (GO): olfactory receptor binding
Source: RefSeq, a predicted model, not a curated record